GCCCGCCCGCCUCGCCGGGCAGCGGCUGCUCCUCUCUCUCUCCCCACCUUCCGCCUGCCGCUCGCUCUUCGCCGGCCGUUGGGUAAAUAAGUCGGGGCCGAGGCCGGGCAAAGGUCGCGCGCGGGGGCGCUUUUCCGAGGAGCGCGCCGGCCGUCGGACCUGCAUCGCCCGCCUGGAUUCCCACUACUAUCCCCGCCGCCGCCGCCGCCACCAACACGCAACGCCUGGACGGCCGCUCUUCAGGCUCGCCUUGCAUGCUUCGGAGUUGCCUCCGGACUUUUCCUCAGGGCGCCACAGCGCCGCGCUCGGCUUUGCGCCCUUUCGGCUUUGCGCCUCGCCGGCCAGGACAUGUCGGUGACGGAGCUCUACAGCAAGUAUACAAGAGUUUGGAUUCCUGACCCAGAAGAAGUCUGGAAAUCAGCUGAAAUCAUCAGAGAUUACAAAGAAGGGGAUAAAACUCUCCGCCUGAAACUUGAAGAUGAAACGAUCCUGGAAUAUCCUGUUGAUCCUAAAGAGAAUAAGUUUCCUUUUUUGCGUAAUCCAGAUAUUUUGGUUGGAGAAAAUGACUUGACAGCUUUGAGUUACCUCCACGAACCGGCCGUCUUGCAUAACUUAAAAGUCCGCUUUUUGGAAUCAAAUCACAUCUAUACCUAUUGUGGUAUCGUGCUUGUUGCCAUAAAUCCUUACGAACAAUUGCCAAUUUAUGGACAAGAUGUCAUCUAUGCCUACAGCGGCCAAAACAUGGGUGAUAUGGAUCCUCAUAUUUUUGCAGUUGCAGAAGAAGCAUAUAAGCAAAUGGCCAGGGAUGAGAAGAACCAGUCCAUUAUCGUUAGUGGGGAAUCCGGGGCGGGCAAAACAGUCUCAGCCAAAUACGCCAUGCGGUUCUUUGCAUCGGUGGGAGGCUCCUCCAGCGAAUCCAAUAUUGAAGAGAAGGUCCUGGCUUCCAGUCCUAUCAUGGAGGCAAUUGGUAAUGCAAAAACAACCCGGAAUGACAACAGCAGCCGUUUUGGGAAAUACAUUCAGAUUGGCUUUGAUAAAAGAUACCGUAUCAUUGGUGCCAACAUGAGGACGUACCUGCUUGAGAAAUCAAGAGUUGUAUUCCAGGCCACUGAUGAACGAAACUAUCACAUUUUCUAUCAGCUGUGUGCCUCUGCUAGUCUUCCAGAACUGAAGGACCUCUCACUAUUGGAUGCCAAAGAUUUUUUCUACACAUCUUUGGGAGGAGACACCUCCCUUGAAGGAGUUGAUGAUGCAGAAGAUUUUGAGAAAACAAAGCAAGCUUUCACCCUGCUUGGAGUAAAGGAGUCCUAUCAGAUGACCAUUUUUAAAAUACUCGCUGCCGUCCUGCACCUUGGGAAUGUGGAUUUUCGUUCUGAACGCGAUGGAGAAUCCUGCAGUAUAACGAACCAAGAUGAACACCUGCAUCAUUUUUGCAGAUUACUGGGAGUGGAGCAUAGCCAGUUGGAACACUGGCUUUGCCAUCGGAAGCUGGUCACCACUUCGGAAACCUACACCAAGAAUAUGUCCCUCCAACAAGCCGUCAACGCCAGGAAUGCGCUGGCCAAGCACAUCUACGCUCAGCUGUUCAACUGGAUUGUGCAGCAUAUCAACAAGGCCUUGUACACGACGGUCAAGCAGCAUUCCUUCAUCGGUGUGCUGGACAUUUAUGGGUUUGAAACCUUUGAAUAUAAUAGCUUUGAACAAUUCUGCAUCAACUACGCCAACGAAAAAUUACAGCAGCAGUUCAAUUUGCAUGUCUUUAAAUUGGAGCAAGAUGAAUACAUGAAAGAGGAAAUUCCCUGGACCCUCAUCGAUUUUUACGACAAUCAGCCAUGCAUAGACCUAAUAGAAGCUAAACUGGGUAUCCUGGACUUGCUGGAUGAAGAAUGUAAGUACCCAGUAAUUGUGGAGUUGUUCCAUGAUGAAAAAGACUCUGCUCCAGCUGCUCCUUCUGGAAAGAAAACUUCUUCCAAAAUCAAUAUCCGCUCGGCCCGUCCAACUGUAAAAGCAGCCAAUAAGGAACACAAGAAAACAGUAGGGCACCAGUUUCGUAAUUCAUUGCACCUGUUAAUGGAGACCCUGAAUGCUACCACUCCUCAUUAUGUUCGGUGUAUCAAGCCCAAUGAUGAGAAGCUGCCUUUCACCUUUGAUCCGAAGAGAGCAGUGCAACAACUAAGAGCUUGUGGAGUGUUGGAGACCAUCCGUAUCAGUGCAGCGGGCUACCCGUCCAGGUGGACCUAUCAUGACUUCUUGAAUCGGUAUCGAGUGCUUAUGAAAGACAAAAGUAUUUCGAAAAAGAAAGACAAGACAGUGAUUUGUAAAAUAUUAUUGGAAAGCCUAAUUAAGGAUCCUGACCAGUUUCAGUUUGGACGUACAAAGAUUUUUUUCCGUGCUGGCCAGGUGGCCUACUUGGAAAAAUUGCGGGCAGAUAAGUUCCGGAGUGCCACCAUCAUGAUACAGAAGACCAUGCGUGGCUGGAUGCAGAGGAGAAAGUACAGGAAAACCAGGGAGGCAGCUUUAAUUAUCCAGAGGUUCACCCGAGGAUAUCUGGCACGCAGAUUGGCGGAUCAUCUAAGGAAAACAAGAGCUGCCAUUAUUUUCCAGAAACAAUAUCGAAUGUUAAGGAUACGCCGGGCCUACCAAGCCAUCCGCCAAGCAGCUAUCACGAUCCAGUCCUUCACCCGAGGAAUGUUCGUUAGAAAGAACUAUCAAAAGAUACUUAUGGAGUACAAGGCCAUCAUCCUCCAGAAACACACUCGAGCUUGGCUGGCUAGGAAGAAUUUAUCCAAGUUCAGAUGUGCGGCUGUGAUUAUCCAGUGCUAUUUCAGGCGCAUGAGAGCCAAGCAAGAGCUGAAAGCUCUGAAGAUCGAGGCCCGGUCAGCCGAGCACUUGAAGAGGCUCAACAUUGGCAUGGAGAACAAAGUUGUGCAACUACAGAGAAAGAUAGAUGAACAGAACAAAGGAUACAAAUCUCUCAGUGAGCAGCUCUCCACAGCAGCCUCUACUCAUUGCACAGAGAUUGAAAAGCUGAAGAAGGAACUGGAACGCCAUCAGCAGAAGAAGGGAGACAGGAAUCAGCUCGUGAGCUUGCAGGAAGAAAUUGAUUCUCUUCGGCUGGCCCUGGAGAAGGCUCACGGGGAGCGGAAGAUUGUCGAAGAUACAUAUGCCAAGGAGAAGCAGGUGCUCCAAAAGAGGAUAUCCGAUUUGGAAGAAGAGAAUGUCCUUCUGAAGGAAGAAAAAGAGGCACUGAACAACAAGAUACUGGGUCAGUCAGAAGAUGAAUUUGCCAAAAAUGCAGUUGAAGAAAACCUGAUGAAGAAGGAGCUUGAUGAGGAGAGGGUCCGUUACCAGAAUCUUGUUCAGGAAUAUUCAAGGCUGGAGCAGAGAUUCGAGAAUCUGAGUGAUGAGAUGACUCUCAUCAAGCAAAGCCCAGGACACAGAAGAAACCCAUCAAACCAGAGCAGCUUGGAAUCGGAUUCCAACUACCCAUCCAUUUCUACAUCUGAGAUAGGCGAUACGGAGGAUGCAAUACAGCAGAUAGAGGAAGUUGGCUUGGAGAAGGCAGCCAUGGACAUGAGCCUCUUCCUAAAACUUCAGAAGAGAGUGCGGGAACUUGAACAGGAGAGAAGAAAGUUGAAGACUCAGCUGGAAAAGAAAGAGAAUGAAAGCAAGAAACCCCAGGUAAUUGAAAUGAAGAAUGAAAUGGAUUUGGACCGAGAUACAGAUCUCGCAUACAACAGUCUGAAGAGGCAAGAGUUAGAAUCUGAGAACAAGAAACUGAAAAAUGACCUAAACGAACUCAGGAAGGCUGUUGUGGAUGGCGUGGUCCGAAACAAUUCUUCCAAUGAUGUUCAUGACACCUACAACCUACUCCUGAAUCAGCUCACGUCAGCUAGUGAAGAGCUGGAAGUACGGAAGGAUGAGGUGCUCAUUCUCCGGACCCAGAUUAUAAGAGCAGCCCAGCAAAAAGACGCGGGCAGAAAUAUGGAAUCAAACCUCAAGACGCAAACCAGCUGGCCCAAUAGCGACAAACAUGUGGAUCCAGAAGAUGCAAUUGAGGCCUAUCAUGGAAUGUGUCAAACUAAUCGGCUCCUUGAGGCUCAGCUCCAGGAACAGAGAAGGGAAUAUGAAGAAGAAAUAGAAGUCCUAAAGGACCAGAUGGAGACAUUGAAGGAAGCCAUGGAGAAACAACACGAAGUCUUCCUCCAGACGCUUCAGCUGUCCCCAGAAGCCCAAGUGGAGUUUGGCAUCCAGCAGGAAAUCUCGCGGCUGUCCAGCGAAAACCUGGACCUGAAAGAGAUGUUGGAGAAACUGGAAAAGAAUGAGAAGAAGCUGAAGAAACAGCUCAGGAUUUAUAUGAAGAAAGUGCAAGAAUAUGAAGCUGAUCAAGCCAUUACACACUCUGAGAAGCGGAAACACGAAAUCAGCCGGCAAGUCGCCGUGCAAAGGAAGGAAAAGGACUUCCAGGGAAUGUUAGAAUAUUGCGAAGAGGAUGAAUCUUCACUCCUAAAAAAUCUCAUUACAGAUCUGAAGCCCCAAACAGUAUCUGCCACUGUGCCCUGCUUGCCUGCCUACAUCCUAUUUAUGUGCAUCAGACAUGCUGAUUACAUUAAUGAUGAUCAAAAAGUGCAUUCGUUGCUUACCUCCACUAUUAACAGUGUUAAAAAAGUAUUAAAGAAAUAUAACGAGGAUUUUGAGAUGACGUCGUUCUGGCUGUCCAACAUGUGUCGCCUUCUACAUUGUCUGAAGCAAUACAGCGGAGAUACGGGGUUUAUGACCCAAAAUACCCCCAAGCAGAAUGAGCAUUGCCUGAAGAACUUUGACCUCACCGAGUACCGUCAGGUCCUGAGUGAUCUCUCCAUCCAGAUCUACCAGCAACUCAUCAAAAUUGCCGAAGGCGUCUUGCAGCCCAUGAUAGUGACUGCGGUAUUGGAAAAUGAAAGCAUCCAAGGCCUGUCAGGUAUCAAGCCAAUGGGCUAUCGCAAACGAAGCUCCAGCAGAGGGGACAGCGAAAACACCUACAGUUUGGAAGCAAUCAUCCGCCAACUAAACACGUUUCUGAGCAUCAUGUACGACCAGGGCCUUGACCCAGAGAUCAUCCAACAGGCCAUUAAGCAGCUCUUCUAUAUGAUCAAUGCUGUGGCCUUGAACAACCUCCUGCUGAGGAAGGAUGUAUGUUCUUGGAGCACUGGCAUGCAGAUGAGGUUUAACAUCAGCCAACUGGAGGAAUGGCUGAGAGGGAAGAACCUGCAUCCGAGUGGGGCUGCCAAAACCCUGGAACCACUGAUCCAGGCAGCACAACUCCUGCAGCUGAAAAAGAAAACACCUGAAGAUGCUGAGGCCAUCUGUUCCUUAUGCACAUCCCUCACUACCCAGCAGAUUGUAAAAAUACUAAAUCUUUACACUCCUGUGAACGAGUUUGAAGAGCGAGUGACAGUAAGCUUCAUAAGAAACAUACAGGCACAAUUGCAAGAGCGAAAUGAUCCUCCACAGCUUCUGUUAGACUUCAAAUUCAUGUUCCCUGUUUUGUUUCCAUUCAAUCCUUCGUCUCUGACCAUGGACUCUAUCCACAUCCCAGCUUCCCUCAACCUGGAAUUCCUUAAUCGAGUUUGAAGACAUAAUAUAUAUUUUUUUUACCCCAAUUUCCCCAAAGCUGGGGGCGGGAAGAAACGAAAAUGUAAAGCUCUUCUAAUAUGGACCAAAUAAUGGUGAAAAGAACCAGUACAUGCUAAUUAAUCAGUGCUAAAUUGUUCAGGAUAAAAAAUAAUACUUGGGUUAGAUGAUUUUUGGUUUGUAUGAGGGACUUUUUUGUGGGUGGGUGGGUAGAUCUUGAAGUUGAUACUUGAAACACACGAAGGGGUUGAACUGUUUGAUGCCAUGCUAAAGUAUUUUCUCCCACUUGCCGUUAAGGCAAACGCACUGGUUAAGCAGGAUGUAAGCUUUACUUUUGUGAAUUAUGUUUCUCAAGGACUUUUGUGUUGAAAUGAUAAAAAGAAGCCCAGAUUGCCACCCAUUUUCUGAUUGUCCAUGGUGAUAGAGCAGGGGUCUCCAACCUUGGCAGCGUUAAAACUCGUGGAUGUCAACUCCCAGAACUUGUCAGCCAGCAUGGCUGGCUGGGGAAUUCUGGGAAUUGAAGUCCACGAGUCUUAAAAGUUAUGUUCCAAGGUGGAGCUUGCUUUAAUCUUAUUUCUCAUUUAAAAAAAAAAAAAGUUGCUUUAGGUUAAAAUUUAAAAAAAGUGACACAGCUUGAACAGAUGUUGCUGGAGGUGGGAAGAGCAUAAUUUUCAAUUUGUACUGAGGCUGGGGAAUGCUACUUUGCAUAUGAAGCAAGUUAGUCACUGAAAGCUUCAGGAAGAUGUGUAAAAUAUGGUUAAAAAAAGACAAUAUGGCGGUACAUACCUAAGAAAGCAGGCCAAACUUCAAUCACACCAUUGGGGCUGCCAUUUUGACUUUUGUUUACCAUACUUUGUGGAUACCCUGGUCCGUCUUUAACCCAUCAGGUGCCUAUUAAUAAUUUUUCUGUUUCUAUCACUAAGAAUGUGAAGUUGUGGAACCAUAAACCUCUAUGUUUGCUUCAUGCCAAAUUACAAUUUCACUGUAAGCUGCUACGGAUUCAUUUAGGCAGUGACAGACAGGGGCCUGCUUUGAUUUACUGGGGAAGAAAAUGGUGUACUGGCUACAUUGACUCCGAGACAGAUUCCUUGUUGAGAUAGUUGAAGCCUCCCUAUGAUCACACUUGGAACUGUGCCAGGACACAGCAGGGAUACGUUGGCUGUUGUGUGUCAUUGUGCAGUCAAUGUUUCCCCAGCAUUGACAGAACAUUUGCAGGAAAUGGAGUGUCAGGCUGUGUUUCCAAGCUAGUUACAAGGACAAUGUUAGGCACUUUAUAUAGUAUUUGUUAAUAUCUGAACUCCAAGAGAAGCCUUUCAAGAGAAUUAUCAUAGAAACUAAUGCAGAAGACUCUGUCAGCGUGUUUAUGCACAUAACAAUAGGUAAGAAAUGAUCUUUCAUGCAAAAACUAAUCAGCACUUAUUAAAUACUAGAGAGCCCCUUAGUCUCCCUUCCACAUAAAAUCCAAUAAAAUCUUGUGUUUUAAAUAUGAUUUUUUAAAUUAUGUCCAAAAUCAUACUACCAAAGGUUUUUCUCCAAAUUUUAUUUUUUUAAGCAUUGCUUAACUAUUAUUCAGUAGCUAUCAUAGCCAUUAAAGUGGCAUUCAGAUAAAAAGGAGACCAUGGGAAGGGACAAUUAUAUGGAUUAAUAGACAGCCAUAUACAGCAUUUGUUAUUCUGCAAUCUCCUAUAAUUGCACUUCACUAGAUCAACCCAGUAGGGUUACAAGCAAAAAAGAAAUGUGAUUGAAUGACCUUCUUGAACUGUGCCCAGAAUGAUCUUGGCAUUCUUCACUCUUGCAAGUUUGGCAGUUAAAUAUUGGACCAGGAAGCUUUUAGCGAGAUGAACCCCAUCCUUUUCAAAAUAAUUUGGUUAUUAUAAAUCAAAUGCCCACUCCUCCACUAAUGGAUCAAGUCUAAGACUUUCUGGUCUCGUGGAAAAUAAGAACGUGCCCAUUUUUAAGGUCACCAAGACAUCUGCUGUCUAAAAGGGAAGCAUUUUGUGCAUUUGACCAUGGCUUGCGGUAUUGAAUAUCUAAAUAUCUUGAUGCACAGAUGGAUGCAAAGAGGAGCAUCUGCCAUCUAACUUCUCUUAAAUGCUUACACUGCUCCUCCAAAGCUAUCCGUCAUUAAAUUUAGUAUCCAGGGAACCGUUUCUUCAUAAUGCUAAAUUCCUAAAACGACUGCAACCAUGUGGUAAAAUGACAACUGCAGGCACACUGCUUCCACAUCAUUCUGCAAAUUUUAUCGUUUUUUUUUCCCCUCCUCGGUCCCUGCGGAAAAAUUCACGCUACCUUUUCCAGUAGUUCUAGUUCUAGUUUUAUCCAAUGACGCUUUAUUCAAUAGAAGUUUCUCUAUUAUUCAAACUUUAAUGCAAAAAAAAGUUCUCUGGCCGCAUUUGCUUAUUUCUCUUAUGAUUUUCUGCAUUAGUGCAAACAUUGAUUCAUGGAUUUCCCUCCUCAAAUUAAAUUAAUAAAUUUGUACUUUGGCAGACCCUCCUCUGGGGGUCCUGAACAUGGAACAAAAAAGCACAUUUUGUUGCCUCUAAUAGAACAGAUCCCUGUUUCCUGACCUUUUUCUUUAAGUAUCACUUUCCAGAGUAAUAUAUGAAGUAGACAUUGAAUUUUCUUAAAUAACUGAAUAUUAUAAUUCCUGUGUAUUCCUUAUGAAUUCUCUAGGUUUACUCAUCGUCAGUAAAAUAAUGUAAAAAUGAGG
Notechis scutatus (mainland tiger snake) is the source of this 8323-nucleotide messenger RNA. Lineage: Eukaryota; Metazoa; Chordata; Lepidosauria; Squamata; Elapidae. The record is from RefSeq and is a predicted model, not a curated record.